Molecule: messenger RNA, 688 nt
Organism: Phycomyces blakesleeanus NRRL 1555(-)
Lineage: Eukaryota; Fungi; Mucoromycota; Mucoromycetes; Mucorales; Phycomycetaceae
Exons: 1
Source: RefSeq, a predicted model, not a curated record
UUGUACCUUGUGGAUAUGCGCGUAUAACAAAGAAGAUUGCCGAUGGGUUUUCGUUCAUGAAAGCUGACGAGUGGAAGUCGUGGUGCGUCAUAUACUCUCCAUUUGUUCUGAAGCAUGUGCUCCCAGCCAAGAAUCUCGAAAACUGGAUUUUGUUUGUUGACGCAUGCCGCUUACUCACAAAACCUUCGAUCAAUGACAAAGAAAUAGACGAAGCCCACAGUAAACUCCAAUUGUUUUGUACAAGAUUUCAGACACUGUAUGGAAAAUCGGCCGUGACACCGAAUAUGCAUCUACAUCUUCAUCUUGGCGAGUGUGUUCAUGACUUUGGGCCAAUUUAUGCUUUCUGGUUAUUCAGUUUCGAGAGAUACAAUGGUUUGUUGAAGAAUAUCGAAACAAAUCAAAAAGGCGGCUUCGAAUCAACAAUGAUGAAGAGAUUUUUGGAGAGAACAUACAUUGGCAGCUUCAUACAAUCUUUCGUCAACCAUCUUCCCCAGUUCGCAAUUGACUUUCUGCAUCGCAUUUCAAAUAGUCAAGAUCAAUUAGCAGCAUUGCAUCCAUCUUCUACUGCCAGUACCUUUUCUCUGUCUGACUUUGUUGAAUAUUCGUUAAACCCUCGUCAUUCUGCUUUGGGUUGUGAGCCGUUGCCCCCUUCAGUGUUUCCGAUUAAACUCGACCAAAGGAUUACAAU